GCGCUACUCCAAUCUCGACACAAGGAGCUGCUUUCACUUUCCGAAUUAGCGCGGUUUAGCUCGAAAAGGCGGGGGGGGGCGCUGCGAGUGGAGGGGGACCACCGUUGUCUCCAGUUCGGCUGCCCGGUGCCCCAGAAGAAAGAUGCGGCUCUUAAUGGAAGUUGUUCUCGCUCCCCGGAGGAGCUCUUGGCUGUUCCCCAUCUUCCCGUUCAUGUGGGGCUUCGUGAUAGCUUCAUCGCUUGUUAAUGCUCGACCCACAUACCUGUUGGCAGUUCCUAAAAUAAUCCGACCUGGAGCAAAUCUAACUAUUGGAGUUUGUCUCUUGAAGGAAAGCCCUUCAAGCAUCAGAAUACAAGCGCAAGUACUCUUGGCAAAUCGAUCCAUAUUACAAGGAGAAGAAGUCUUUCAAAGAGAUUCCUUUAGGACACUAGUCCUUCCAUCUAUCCCAUUGGGCAGUACUAAUGCCUAUUAUGAAUUGUUAGUGAAUGGAUAUUCAAAAGGACAACUGCUGUUUUCUAAUCUUACAUCACUGCUAUUUGCAAGCAAAAGUUUUUCAGUCUUCAUCCAGACUGACAAGGCAAUGUAUAAACCAGGACAAGAUGUGAAAAUACGGGUUGUUACUCUGCAUUCUGACCUCAAACCAUAUAAUACUCCUGUAAAUAUAUACAUUCAGGAUCCUCAACGAAAUUUGAUCCAGCAAUGGUUGACACAGAACGGAAAACUGGGCAAGAUCGCUAAGCAGUUCAAAUUAUCUAAACAUCCUCUCUUGGGUGAUUGGUCUAUAGAGGUUCGAGUAAAUGAUCAAGCCUUUUAUCAAUCAUUUGCAGUAAUGGAAUAUGUGGCACCAAAGUUUGAAGUCUCUUUAACAACACCUAAGUACUAUUCUCGGGAAAGUAGGUUGAAUGGCACUAUCACAGCAAAGUACAUAUAUGGAAAACCAAUGAAAGGAAAGGUCACUAUUGAUUUCUUCUCAUUGUUUCAAAUGCAGAACAUAAAGAUAACUAAAAUAAUGGAGAUUAAUGGUUCUUUGAACUUUACACUGGAGAGUCCAGAGAUAAAAAAUCUAACUGUCAAAGAUGAGGAUACAUUUUACCCAAUGCCUAUAGAAAUUAUAGCUGUUGUUACAGAAUCUCUUACAGGAAUCUCCCAAAAUGCAAGUGCUACAGUAUUUCCACAGCUGCAUGAUUAUGUAUUAGAUUUUCUUGAGUAUCCAAGAUUCUUGAAGCCUUCUCUGAACUUCAUUGCUACGCUGAAAGUAAGAAGAACUGAUAAUCAUCCAUUAACGUCUGAUGAACAAAAGAAUAAUGUCACAAUCAUGGUCAGACAGUCAAAAAUUUAUUAUCCGAUAUAUGGCUAUGAAAAUGAAUUGCAGGAAAAGAACACCAAUUAUGAACUAAGUUAUCCUGUUCCAGAAAAUGGAAUUAUUCAGAUUGAGCUUCCAGUUUUAGCUAAUGCAACAGUUUUGCGUAUUAAGGCUGAAUUUCUGGAGAGUCAGGCUUCCAUAGCAAUACAAGAUGUGUUCUACUCACCCAGUUUGUCUUACCUUCAGAUUAGAAAAACAAGCAAGGAUUUAAAAGUUGGGAUACCUUUGGAACUCAGCGUUCAGAGCAGCAUGCCUUUGAAUGAGAUCAAUUAUAUGGUGAUAUCCAGAGGUCAGAUUGUGGAUGCCGGGAAAAAGAUGACCACAACAUUAAGUUUAAUCCCAGAACAUUCUUGGGCUCCUAUGGCUUGCAUAAUUGUAUUCUAUGUGCAUGAUAACGGGGAAAUAAUAAAUGAUGCUCUACAUAUUCCUGUUCCACUGACUUUUAAAAAUCAGAUUAACAUGCAAUGGAGUAAAAAUAAAGCUGGACCUGCUGAGGAUAUCACCCUCAAAAUCAAAGUGACAGAACCCCAAACCUCAGUUGGACUUUUAGUUAUUGACAAAAGUAUAAAUUUGUUGGGAAAAAGAAAUGAUAUCACAGAGGAUGCUAUACACCAUGAGCUAAAUUUAUAUGAUACAAAACCGUAUGAUGUGGAAGCUGGAAGUGCUUUCAGUGUUUUUCAGAAUAACAAUCUCUGGAUAUUGACUGAUGCCAACCUUUCAGAACAUGAGGACUAUGAUGAUUUACUGGAUUAUGUUUUGUAUGACAUGGAAGACAUGGCUCCUCUAUCUGUAUCCCAUGAAUAUAUCCCAGCAUUGCAUGACAGUGAUCUCCAUGUGAGGAAGAAUUUUCCAGAGACUUGGCUUUGGCAGGAAAUAAUGACAAGAUCUACUGAAACAACAAUAAAUGUUACUGUUCCUGAUACCAUUACAUCCUGGGUAGCCAGUGCAUUUAUAAUAUCUGAAAAUCUUGGAUUGGGUGUGAUGAAAAUACCCAUUGAGUUAGAAGUCUUCCAGCCUUUUUUUGUUUCCUUAAACCUUCCUCCUAGUGUCAUAAGAGGAGAACAGUUUAUAUUGGAAGUUAACAUGUUCAAUUAUUUGAAAGAAAGCACUGAGGUGACAGUUACUCUUGAUAUGAGUGAUAGCUUUGAAAUUUUUAUUCUCUCUAAUGAUAUAAAUGCCAUUGGAAACCAACAUACUGUUUGGGUACCAAGUGAAGAUGGGAAGACCAUCUUCUUUCCGAUUAAGCCAAAGCAGAUUGGAGAAAUUCCCAUCAAAGUGACGGCAAUAUCACCCAUUGCUUCUGAUGCUAUUCUCCAGAGACUAUUAGUGAAGGCUGAAGGAUUAGAACAAAUUUACUCAGAGACAGUUCUUUUGGACUUAUCCAAAAGAACUAAUCUUACAGAAAUUUUGAAUUUCAAUUUCCCCUCUGAUGUAGUUCCUGGCAGUGAAAGAGUGCAAGUUACAGUUACUGGUGACAAACUUAGUUCCUCUAUCAGUGGUUUGGAGUCACUGGUCAAGAUGCCUUAUGGUUGUGGGGAACAAAAUAUGAUUACCUUUGCACCUAAUAUUUAUAUUCUGGAUUAUUUGAGUAAAACAGGCAACCUCCAAACCCAAUUUAAAUCAAAAGUCCUGUCAUAUAUGAGAGAAGGUUAUCAAAGAGAGCUGCUCUAUAAAAGACCUGAUGGCUCUUUCAGUGCCUUUGGAAACAGAGAUCCCUCUGGGAGUACAUGGUUAUCAGCUUUUGUAUUAAGAAGUUUCUUUCAAGCACAACUAUACAUUGAUAUUGAUCCAUAUGUCAUGGAGAGAACAACUGCUUGGAUCCUCAGUCAUCAGAAAUUCAAUGGAGAAUUUGAGGAGCCUGGACGAGUUCUACACACUGAGCUUCAAGGAGGCACUAGCGAUUCUGUUUCACGGACAGCUUAUAUCUUGACUACUCUAUUAGAGUUCAAUGAGAUUGAUAACUCUAUAAAAAAAGCACUGGGCUUUCUUGAAUUUCAAUUGAAUAACAUCGUAUUGGAUAAUCAUACGCUGGCUCUUGUGACUUAUGCAUUAUCACUUGCCAAAAGUCCAGCAGCAAAGGGAGCUCUCAACAAACUGAACGAGAGAUCAGAACGACAAGGAGAACUAAGGUUCUGGACAUCACCAUCUUCUGGACUCUCCAGUUCCUGGCAGCCACGUUCUGCAGAUAUUGAAGUUGCAGGUUAUGCUCUCUUGUCUCAUUUUAUUCAACAAAGACUGUUAGAGGCGAUUCCAAUUAUGAAAUGGCUAAGCAAGCAAAGAAAUCACCUGGGAGGUUAUUCUUCUACACAGGACACUAUUGUGGCUCUGCAGGCCUUGAGUACCUUUGCGACACUUACAGCUGAUUCUGUGACAGAAAUGGAUGUGACAGUGAACGGAUCCAUGGAAGAAAAUCCAACGGUUUUCCACAUUGAUCAGGAAAACCGUUUUGUUCUCAAGACCAAAGAGUUUCCAGCUGCACAGCCUGUUAGAAUUACAAUUUCUGCAAAUGGCCGUGGUUUUGCUAUUUUUCAGCUCAAUGUUAUAUACAAUGUGAAAAAUUCACAUACUAGCAAAAGGCGUAGUCGAUCUGCACAAAAUCAAGAAGCCUUUGAUUUAGAUGUCUAUGUAAAGGAUGAUCAAAAAGACAUAAAUAGCUUAACUUUAAAUGUGUGUACCAGAUAUCUGGGUACUGGCUCGUCUUUAAAAACCGGCAUGGCUCUCAUGGAGAUCGGAUUACUGAGUGGCUUCUCUCUGUCACCUCGUUUUGUGUCAUUAGUUGACCCAGUUAAAAAGGUGGAAAAAGAGGAAGGCAAAAUCCAUUUAUAUCUGGACUCUUUAAACGAAACACAGUUUUGUGUGGAUAUUCCAGCUGUGAGAGACUUCAAAGUGGUAAAUACCCAGGAUGCUUCAGUGACUGUGAUGGAUUAUUAUGAACCCAGGAGAAGAACAGUGAAAAGUUACAACUCCUUGGUGAUGCAGAGUUUGUCGUCUUGUUCUUUCUGUGAAGAUGAUGAAUGUAAUUUUUGUAAAACAGAUGGCUCUUUAUCUGUUUCUCUCUCUUUGGAAUUGUUAGUACUGCUAGUGCUGUCAACUUUCUAUGUUGUGGUCUGAUUUAAAUAACUGGGUGACUGGUGCUUAUUGCACUGAUGAAAGUACCAUUGAUUGUAUUUUCCUGCAUAAGGAGAGUCUGGACCCUGUGAAAAUCGACUUUAAUAGGUCUAAACUCUGUGCAAGAAUUUGCAUGUCAAAUUGAGUAAGGGCAAAUUGCUCGGAAUGGAAAACUCUUCACAUUUGUACCAUUUUUAUUUUCAUUGGCAUCUUCUAUACUGGUGUUUCUCUCAUACUUGCCAAUUUUAAGACGUGCGGGCUUCAAAUCCCAGAAUUCCCCAGACAGCAAAUCCACACAAUAUAAAAUUGCCAAGAAUUGAAAAAUACUUUUCUUUAUCUAUUAAAUGCUUAGGGACAAUGCAAAAUCUUAUAUACUGCAUAUGUUUGCCUAGUAAAAAGUCUGAAGGGCUUUUCUAAUAAGUGUAUACAAGAUUGCAAUCUAAACUAUUUUCUUCAGUGAAAUAGGGGAGGGUCCAGACUCUGACCUUUAUUCUGAAUUAGAUAAUGUUAAAUUAAAAUUAAAUGGCUUUGUCUGAAACUUUAAUCAUUUUUUUAAAAAUUUAAAGCAUGUCUGAAUGAGACCAAACUGGUAUUCAGGAAAGAACUGAAAAGGAGUAUAUAUUUUGUAUAAGUUUCUUAUUUUUAUAGCAAAUUUGAGAGUUUUUUUAAAGGAAUAUUUUUUAGUUUUAGUGGUUAUGCAAUAUAUUAUUUAAGUCUUACAUCCCUAAUUUAUGGGAUUUAGUUUAUGGUACAUUUCAGGCUAACACUUAAUUUAUCGGCACAGGAUUGAGCCUCUCCUUCAAAGCAGUUUAAUAAGUACUUUGGGCCAGAUUAACAUUCAUUGCAAGAAUUACUGAUUUCCUCAGUUAUGUUCUAAAAAUCUAAAUUACUCUUAUAUGCAUUGAUUGUACAAUGUGCACAUAAGGAGACAUACUGAAUUACAGUUAAAAAACAUUUCAAGCUGCUGGCCAUAAUUGAUACUUUAAUAGUCACGUGAAAAAUGCUUAAACUGUGCUAAAAACAAAAUAUGCCGCAUUAUGUGUUGGAGUGCAUGAUUUUUGUAUGUGUGUUAAAGGUAAAUAUAAGAAAGCAACAGACAUAUUAUGAUAAAAGCUUCUUUUUAAUUAGAAAUUUUGUGUUUUCUUUUACAGUAUGACAUUUAUUACUUGCUCUUAUUACUAGAGAGUAAGAUAAAAUAGUUCAGUGGCUUGCUUCAAACUGAAACCACCUUGUCCUGCCAAUUCUAUGGGCAAAAAAACCCAAAAGUUCUUGUUAAACUAGAAGAUUAAUCCAAUAGGAACUCUACCUUUGAAGAAUUUUAAUGUGAUACAAACUUUAUGAUAAGUUACUCAGACAUAGAACACUUUGCAGAAAAAGAAAGACUAGCCGUAUACAGUAAAUCAUUCUUUUAGUAACUAUUACAACCACACUGAAAAAAGUGAAUGACUUAUGACCAUUACAACAUCCCUGUAAUCAAUGAUCAAAAUUUGGUUGCUUGGCAACUGGCAUGUAUUAUUAUUGCAAAUGACCUGGGGACCUUUGCUUUUGACAAGCAAAGUCAAUGUGGAAGCCCGAUUCACUUAACAACUGUGUUACUUGAGGGCAAGUAAAAUGGGACAAAACUCACUUAACUGUCUUGCUUAGCAGUAUAAAUUUUGGGUUCAAUUAUGGCUGUAAGUUGAAGACUAUCUCUAUAGAAAGAAACAAAAUAUUAAUAUUGAGAUGGCUGUCAGUCUAAAUAGAACACAAAGAAGAGCCCAAUCUGAAAUAAAGAUAGCAGUGUUUUUGUCACUGAAAUCAGAUCAAAAUCUGCUUCCAUCUUCCUUAAAAGUAAGAUUCAAUAAAUGAAUGAAAAGAAAACUUGAACCAGUAGAGGGUAAAGCUGCAUCCAUGUUAACAAAUGCCAGUAUUUGUAGGUUGCCAGUGAUGCAGGACUAUCAAAUAUCAACUAUAUAGUGCAACUAAUUCACUUAGAUAGGAAGUGAAGCACUGGAUUAAAAUAAUGAAGUGGUCAGGCACAGGUUUAAACAUUUAGAAAGGAAACUGAACAAAUGUAGACAAAUAUGUGAUGAAUAUUAAGAUUCAAAUAAGAGAACUUUAAGCAACUUUAGCUGCAUUACGUCUUAAGUGCACAAUAUCAAUUCUCAAGGGGUUUGGCAUAUUUGCCUAUUUUAUUUGGCACUGUAUGCUUUAAUUUGAAUAUUGAAUACCGCUAAGGAAAAAGUGCAUGGAAUAAAGAUUAUACACACAUACUUGAAAAUACAAAUUUCUCUAUCCCUAUAUGUACACGUGUGCCUAACACUGAAUAAAGAAAAGUGCAUUAUGGCUGCAAGAAAAUACUUGUUUAAGAUUUUAGGAUUUUGUACAUGUAUAUGAGAAUGAGAUCUUUAAUUAUGUUGUAAAUACCCUAUUAAACUAUAUCU
This is a messenger RNA of Pseudonaja textilis, 6894 nucleotides long. It is a transcript of the gene CD109, whose product is annotated as CD109 molecule. Gene Ontology annotation, cellular component: extracellular region. Lineage: Eukaryota; Metazoa; Chordata; Lepidosauria; Squamata; Elapidae. The record is from RefSeq and is a predicted model, not a curated record. Gene Ontology annotation, molecular function: endopeptidase inhibitor activity.